AUGUUAAUCAGAAUAGGUACCAGAGGAAGCAGUCUUGCAGUUGCCCAGGCUUUGGAAGCAAAACAAAAGUUGCUGGACUCUUUUCCUAACUUAUCUAUUGAAAUUGUUAAGAUAAAAACUUCUGGAGAUAAGUAUGCAAACGCAAAUCUUGCUGAAAUAGGAGGUAAAGGAUUAUUCAUUAAAGAAAUUGAGGCUGAAUUGCUCGAAAAUAAUAUAGAUAUGGCAGUUCAUUCGCUAAAGGAUGUGCCUGCGUUUUUCUCAGGGGGUUUAACAAUUCCUUGUGUUUUAGAAAGGCUAAGUCCAUGCGAUGCGUUUAUUUCCCAUAAACACAAUAGCCUUGAGUCUUUGCCACAGCAGGCUACUAUUGCCACUUCUUCAAUAAGAAGAAAAGUUCAGUUGUUAAAUGUUAGACCAGAUCUAAAUAUAAUAUCGCUACGUGGAAAUGUAACAACCAGAUUGCAAAAUCAAAGUUUUGAUGGAAUAAUUUUAGCUGAAGCUGGACUCAUAAGAUUAGAAAAGCAUCACUUAAUUAUAGAGGUAUUGCCACCAAAAGUUAUGUUAAGUGCAGUGGGACAGGGAGCGAUUUGUAUUCAAUCUUUGGCUGAAUAUGUGAGCGGAAAUAUGCUACAUCUUUGUUGUAUGUUAGCAAGUGGAAAAAAUAUAUACUUCACUGAGCGCACUUCAUUUAUAGAAGAUGCGGAGAAAAUGGGUAUGGAUGCAGGACUAGAGUUGAAAUCAAAAUGCUUAUAA
This is a messenger RNA of Vollenhovia emeryi, 750 nucleotides long. Its product is annotated as porphobilinogen deaminase, chloroplastic-like. Gene Ontology annotation, biological process: heme biosynthetic process. Gene Ontology annotation, cellular component: cytoplasm. Gene Ontology annotation, molecular function: hydroxymethylbilane synthase activity. Bases 1 to 750 code for a protein of 249 amino acids. The record is from RefSeq and is a predicted model, not a curated record. The transcript has 2 exons. NCBI's taxonomy places the organism in Eukaryota, Metazoa, Arthropoda, Insecta, Hymenoptera, Formicidae.